AUGACUCGACCAGGAUCCUCGGAGGGCAAGGAGAGCCCCAAUGGGAUCUCGAUGGAUGACUACAACCAUCCCUCUCCGAUCCAGAACUCGAUCCACGAACCAUUGCUGCACGACUCGUCCGGCCAUCCCCACCAUGCCUCCCGAGCCGAAUCAUUUGGUGCCUAA
Molecule: messenger RNA, 165 nt
Organism: Puccinia graminis f. sp. tritici CRL 75-36-700-3
Lineage: Eukaryota; Fungi; Basidiomycota; Pucciniomycetes; Pucciniales; Pucciniaceae
Exons: 1
Coding region: 1-165 (54 amino acids)
Source: RefSeq, a predicted model, not a curated record